Messenger RNA from Phalaenopsis equestris, 2109 nucleotides. RefSeq lists its product as uncharacterized. The annotation marks the transcript as partial. The record is from RefSeq and is a predicted model, not a curated record. The transcript has 3 exons. NCBI's taxonomy places the organism in Eukaryota, Viridiplantae, Streptophyta, Magnoliopsida, Asparagales, Orchidaceae.
GUGUAAAAUACAAAAAGUGAUGAAUUUUUUGUAUUUAAAUAUUUGAAAAAAAUUCACUGCUUGUCCCAUGCGUUGACCAUGCCCCAGAGGUCAUGCUCCGGCCAAAAGACAGAAGAUUUCUCGAAACCAAAUCCCAGUUACCAAUUCCCCCCUACACCUCUCGCUCUGCCUCGUGCAUUCACAGUUCACAAGUAGGGAAGCGGCCACCCUACUUGUUUGGCUUCUUCACGGUAUCCUAUAACUCCAAAGAGGAAAUCUUUACAAUGAAAAACAGUGCUCAGGAGGUGGAAUCAUGGCGGAGUUCUUCUUCUUCACAACCCCCUGCUUUCCUCAAGCUAGGGUUUUUCCAUCAUAAUGUGUAGUACUCUCCCCAGCUCUGCUGUUCUCUCUCUUCCCUACCUCUACCGGCUUGCUUAUGACAGUUGACAAACGGGCUGCAAGGGAUUUUCUUGUUCUUGCUUGCCCUUCUUUUGAUCGGCGGCAUUGUUGUUGCUUCGAUAGGGUGGAGCGAUGAGCCUGGCCAUUACAGAGAAGCGGCCGCAGCGGCGACAUGGAGGCUGCGCCGGUAUCUUCUUCCAGCUCUUAGAUUGGAACCGGAGGCUUGCGAAGAAGAAGCUCUUCUCUAAGAAGCUGCUUCCCCCUGUUCGCACUGCCAAGAGGCCGACGAAAAAUUUCGGCGGUGAUGAGAAGAUACCCUUGACGAAGCUGAUGCUUAUCGCUAAUGAGAACCGCGGAGGCUUUCCCAGCGCGAAGAAGGUGGACGUCGAUGAGAUUUCAGGGAAUGGCAUGCGAGCACCAGGAUUAGUGGCCCGGCUUAUGGGGUUGGAGUCGAUACCACUUACAGAUCAUGAAAAGCCUCGGAAAGCUUUAGAUUCUGAGUGCUACUAUGACAGGGAUGAAAGUGGGGAGUACUCUCGGCUUGAUCGAGACUUGUGUCAUGAUGUUGCAGGACAGGGGAAGCUUGAUUCUUUCAGGCCACAGAAGUUGCAGAAGACUAGAGGGUUCUUGGAGCGGCACCCAGCCAAUGCUGUGAAAUUUAGUCCUGAUUUGAUCCACAGAGGUGUUGUUGCUCGUUCCAGAAAGCAGCAGCAUAAAGUACCUUCCUCUGUGAAGAGUCCAAGGUUGCUUUCAAGGGGCAAUCAAGCUCGGUUAAUGCAAGCUGCAACUAAGAUUUUGGAGCCUGGUCUGCAGUCUCGAAGUAGAAGUAGACGUGCCAUUUCUUUUAAUGGAAUUUCAGAAUCGGGAAGUUUAGGAUCUGAAUCUACUGUUGUGUUGAAGAGAUCUAAAGAACCCCAACAUGAUUUUGUAAUUGGGCCUUGUAGGAGCUGUGGUAAAGCAGUUGAAUUCUCACAGUUGAGGUGCGGCGUGAUGGAACCAUUGGUGUCCCAUAAUGUUUCUGCUGCUUCUGAUUUGGGUAGCGUUUUUUCUCGAGACUGCGGUGUUAAGGAUCACAAGGUUCAUAAUGGAACCUCCUUGCUUGCUGUUCAAGAGAAAUUUGAUAGUCAUGGAAAGGCCAGAGAUUCAAUGGAGAGGAAACAACCAAUAGGAAGUGAUCGGCUUAAAUGCAAACUUCCACCAAAGGUUGCUUCUAAAAGUAAGACCUUGAGGAAGGCUGAGUUGCCGAUGAGUAGGGAAAACAUGGUUCACAGAUCUAAAUUGUGCAGUAGGAGACAGAUUGAUAGUGAUGCCAACGAAUUCAUGCCAUCCAAGCACUUUGUAGGUGCCAAAAAGAAUUUAAAUUCUUCUUCUUGCUUGAAAUCUGCCUCCAAAACAUCUGGUAGCAACGGAGUGAGCUCCGAGGGAAAUGUUUGGGAAAGUAGUUUGGCACGUAAAAGAAGAUCGAGCAGUAACUUGCAGACAGAUAAUGGAACCGCAUCAAAACCUAGUUUCAUGAAGCGAAGAAGUGAUCAGAGAGACAUAACUAAUAGAAAAGAAUCUGGAUUGAUUUAUGGAAAAGCUAUUAAUAGGAACCGUGCAAAGUCUGAACCACAGAAGUGGUUUAAUGUCGAAACUCUAAGCAGUGGAGAUGAAGGUAUUGUCCCUUUCACCUUUAGCUCAUCAAUGAAGCAUAAUUCCUUGUCUUUUGUAAAGGAAGCAGCUUCUGGAAAG